AUGGCGACACCAGUAGCAGCAGCCGCGGAGGCGGCAGUCCAGACAAUACCGCGCCGUUUCGGCACGAAACAAGUCUAUCUCCCAAACCACGUCAUCGCCUUCAUCCGCCCGAAACCGCGCCAGCCCCCCAACCUGGCAACCUUCGUCGUACCCCUCCAAUUCAACAAGCUCGACAUGCGCGACUAUCUCUGGCACGUAUACAACGUCGAAGUCACCGCAGUCCGCUCCUUCGUCAACCAAUUCGGCCCCCGUCAAAAGCACGGUCACACCGGCCGCACGUUCCGCCCCCGUUCCGGCAAGAUGAUGAUCGCCGAGCUGGUCAAGCCUUUCGUCUGGCCCGAACUACCAGAAGAAAAGGAUCUGGAGGACUUUGAUAUCGGCAUGCACCAGCGGCUGAACAAAAACCGAAAGAAGUCUUUGGAUCAGCAGAUGAAUCCUGGGGUGAUUCCGCUGCGUACACAGACUGAGAUUCCGGCGGAUCGGAGGGCGUUGCGGGCGGAGGCGGAGGAGAUUUUGAGGGGGAGUGGGGUAGCAGAUGCAGAACCUGAGGCGAGGGAUGUCAUAGCUCCGGGUGGUGGUGAGGAGAAGGGAGUGAGUAGUGUGCUUGGUGAUCCGGGCCCGGGGGGUUCUUGGAAGGAGGUGGAGAAGGAUGUCAAGUUUUGA
Dichotomopilus funicola is the source of this 663-nucleotide messenger RNA. RefSeq lists its product as uncharacterized. Gene Ontology annotation, molecular function: structural constituent of ribosome. The coding region runs from base 1 to 663 and encodes 220 amino acids. The record is from RefSeq and is a predicted model, not a curated record. NCBI's taxonomy places the organism in Eukaryota, Fungi, Ascomycota, Sordariomycetes, Sordariales, Chaetomiaceae. Gene Ontology annotation, biological process: mitochondrial translation. Gene Ontology annotation, cellular component: mitochondrial large ribosomal subunit; ribosome. The transcript has 2 exons.